AUGAGGCGAGCAGUAAACAAACUACUACCUUCAAGAACUAAAGUUCUUUCAUCCACCAUUUCUAAUAUUUCAAAAAACCUAAGACUUGAUAAUCUAAAUGCUAUAGAAGAGUUUUAUCUAUCCUUAAGCGACCCCACAAAGAUCUGCUUCAAACCUGGUGACUUGAUCAAAGGCGACCUCAUCCUAUCCUUGAAGAAAAAAAUUAUCAACAUCACUAUUGAACUAUCCAUCAAUGGCUCUGUCAAAAUAAAAUCUUAUGGCUCAACUACUCCUGUCUCUUCCUCAACAAGAAAGGUCUCCCUCUUUUCCAACAAAUCAAUCUUAUAUGGUGCCAACAACAUUCACAACAACAAUAACACAAAUAAUGACACACCUGCCAAUAUAAGCAUAAACAAUCUACCUUCUCUAAGUAAAGGUAAACACAAAUUUCCCUUUGAAAUUAAACUACCCAAAAAUCACAUCUUCACCUCCAUUCGUUUUGAAAAAGGCUCAAUCUCCUAUUCAUUAAAGGCUAAAAUCAUCCACAACUCCAUAAACUCUCCCUCUAUAUCUCCCUCAUCGUCCCAUUCUCUAUCUUCAACCCACAUCCAUCACAACCAUGACCACAAUCACCCAAAACGAUUUUCAAAACUAUACAAACUCAACAACAAGUCCUCAUCUUCAAAUGUUACACAUAACAACAACUACUGCAAUAACAAUAGCAAUAGCAACUCUGAUGACGACUCUGACGACUCAGUAUCUUCCCACUCAAAUCUAAUAGCUGUUUGUGAAAGAAAUAUAUCCAUUCUAUGUCCCAUCAAUAUAUCAAACUUAUCAAAACCAAAACCAAGAGUCCUAACCGUAAAACCAAAACCAAAAUACAUCAAAAAGGGCUUAUCCUCCUCAACAACCCUCAACUCUGGAAAUUCCUCUUCAAACAAAUCAACUGACGAUGAUUCCUCUCUCACUCUAACUAGUAAUCCAAACUCCAUAUCAAACUCAAUGACAAACUCAAACUCAAACUCAAAUCCAAAUUCAAUAUCAAAUUCUACAUCCCUAAAAAACUCUCUCAAAAAUUCAAUCAAAUUACUUGUCAUUGUUCCAACCCUAGGCUACUUGAAAGGUGACCUAAUCCCAAUAACUGUUUACCUACAGCACAUCAAAAAUUUACAAUCAAUCAAUGGCAUAAUAAUAACCCUAAUACGCAUUUGCAGAGUUGAUAACAGUCCCAAUGGCGCUGUUCAGUCCUUCAGAAAAGACCUAGCUCAAACCAUCAAACCUCUCAUAGUUGAUCCCAAAACUCUAAACGCUGAAGUUAGCACAAUGCUAAGAAUCCCCUAUGAUAUAUUCCCAACCAUCGUUGGCUCCCCAUUAAUCUCCUUCCAGUAUUACAUCGAAGUCUUGGUCAAUCUAUCAAAUCAAAAAAAUACCGUUUCUCUAUUAUUAGGCAAUGGUGCUGUCUCUGAUGGUUCAUCUAGUUAUGACUCAAACGCUUUAAACUCUGCUAUAAUCAAAAGCUCUUCUCCAAUAGUGGCAAACGACAUCAAUAACGAUCAUUAUCUACAACUACUAAAAGAUGGCGAUUCAUUGUUUAAAUCUAACAAUGAUCUAAUUUUCAACGUUGAUAAAUUAAGAAGGAUGAAAGAUGUUUUAACCUUAACAACUGAAAUUAUUAUUGGAACUGAAAGAAACAAUGAUCUAAUAAAACAACAACAACAACAACAACAACAACAACAACAACAACAACAAAACUCCCCAAACAAUACCAAUAUCAAUAAUAUCAUCAACAACAACAAUAUAGCUAUCUCCUUCUGA
Molecule: messenger RNA, 1794 nt
Organism: Ascoidea rubescens DSM 1968
Lineage: Eukaryota; Fungi; Ascomycota; Saccharomycetes; Ascoideales; Ascoideaceae
Gene: RIM8
Product: Rim8p
Exons: 2
Coding region: 1-1794 (597 amino acids)
Biological process (GO): ubiquitin-dependent endocytosis
Cellular component (GO): cytosol; plasma membrane; cytoplasm
Molecular function (GO): protein-macromolecule adaptor activity; ubiquitin protein ligase binding
Source: RefSeq, a predicted model, not a curated record